Messenger RNA from Scomber japonicus (chub mackerel), 681 nucleotides. It is a transcript of the gene cckb, whose product is annotated as cholecystokinin b. The coding region runs from base 1 to 414 and encodes 137 amino acids. Lineage: Eukaryota; Metazoa; Chordata; Actinopteri; Scombriformes; Scombridae. The record is from RefSeq and is a predicted model, not a curated record. Gene Ontology annotation, molecular function: neuropeptide hormone activity. The transcript has 3 exons. Gene Ontology annotation, cellular component: axon; extracellular region. Gene Ontology annotation, biological process: digestion.
AUGACUGCAGGGCUGUGUGUGUGUGUCGUGCUGGCAGUCCUGUGCACGAGCUGUUUGGGGCUCCCCUUCUCUUCUCAGCCCCUAGAUGAGGGCCAGCGCUCCGUCUCGGCUGCCUCUGAAGUUCGCCUUGAGGCUGACACCCACACCCUGGGGGAGCCCCACCUUCGACACAGCCGCUCUGCACCCCAGAUGAAAGCUCUUCCUCCGGCUGAGGAGGAUGCAGACUCCCGGGCCAACCUCAGUGAGCUGCUGGCAAGACUUAUCUCAUCCAGGAAAGGUUCUGUGCGUAGAAACUCUGCGGUGAACAACAGAGGCAGUGCGCUGAGUGCCAACCACCGGAUAGCAGACAGGGACUACUUGGGCUGGAUGGAUUUCGGCCGCCGCAGCGCAGAGGAGUAUGAGUACUCCUCGUAAGGGCUCCUACCCCUCCCUAUGGGCACAUGAGAAAAAGAGAAAAAAAAAAAAAACCCAUGCAAGCUGGCCCCUCACUGUCUCACAAUAAGAGUCUAUUUAGGAUGUUUUUGUUGUACAUUUGUUUGUAAAACUGUAACAAUGCAAUAUACAUAUGCCAAAUUUUGCAGAAAAGCUCUCACUGUCCACAAUUUGUUUGUUUCUGGUUUUCUCUGGUUUCUUUAUCAUUUCUGGGUGGAAAGGAUCGGUAUGGUGACAGGGUCUGUUGAG